Molecule: messenger RNA, 497 nt
Organism: Penicillium canescens
Lineage: Eukaryota; Fungi; Ascomycota; Eurotiomycetes; Eurotiales; Aspergillaceae
Exons: 2
Coding region: 110-439 (109 amino acids)
Source: RefSeq, a predicted model, not a curated record
GUCCAGGAUCACUUCCAGCGGGUAUAUAUACCGGACUCCUCUCCCCCUUCAUGGCAACACGACUUGAAACUCUUUACCCAUAUUCACAAAUUACUAAACUAAAAUCGAAAUGUCGAACCGUGCCGAAAGAAUCGCAGAGGAUGAUUAUGAGAGAAAGAAUGAUGCUUCGCCUGUGACCGGAACUUUCACAGAUAACUCAUAUAAAGAGAAUCGCUCAAACCUGAAAGGUCAGGUUCCCGUCCAGGGAGACAAUGAGCGAUAUGAAGAUCCCAUUCAACCUCCAUACUCUAAUACUGAUCAGCAGUUAGAGGAGGACGAAAACGAGGCGAUCGAUAAGUCCAACAUCUUGAGGGGAGACCGCCUCCGCCAUGCAAAGCCUCGAACUUCGAACAAGUACAAUGAGGGGCCAGAGGAGGAUGAUUUGCCGGCCGAAGAAUGAUUCGCAAUCGUUCUUUUCCUAUCAGUCUUUACUGGACACCAAAACCCGAACUGCCUUU